GAGAAAAAUGUGCGUGCAGAAGGGAGCAAUGCAAUGAGGCAUGACGACGAAGCUCACCUGAACGGAGAUCUGGCAAUUCGAACGACGAAAUCGAUGGAUCACUAACUGAUUCAUGGCAUCCCCUGCCUGCCCUGCGUCGGCUGCAAUGGCAUCCAGCCCCACCGCCGACGCAUCUCCCUUGCUGCCCGGCCCUCCCCCCAAGCGCUCUCUGCGGGAGGUCAUCACGGCGUGGCUCAUCACAAUGAGGGUCCGAUUUCACGACAGUGCGAUGGAGGCUGCCUACCUCAACCAGGACCCCAGCAGCGUCUUCUACGGGCUCUACACAUUGCACGGGAUGAUGUGCGUCUUCUCGCUGGCGAGGUCGGUGGUGUUGGCGCAGAGCAUGCCUGGAUGGGGCACGGUGCCCACACUGGUGGCCCUCUAUGCGCACAUCGGCCUCUGGAUCAACGGGCUCACAGUUAUCAACGCCCUGUGCGUCAUGGGGUUUCUCAAGAGCCCAUGGUCUGUCGGCACGCACCUCAAAGCGGAGACCAUCUUACACAUGCGAGGACGCAGACGGAUGCACACACACUUUCGACUGCCGUGUUCGUGUGUGUGUGGUGUUUAGGUUAAUGAUCAACCUGGUCCACAGCGACCACCUGAGGGCAACGAUUUGGGAUGCUUUAUCGGUGAUCAUUCCCUUGGGCCGUUUGUGGCCGCUGAUGUGCAACUGCACCUUCACCCUCAUGCUGCCGCCGCCACUCAUCACUCUCCCCUUCCGCGUCUUUGUCGUCGGCGUGACCUUCGCCUGGUGCAUCCUCCUGGAGUGCACGUGCCCACAGACUCUCAUGGACAGCGGUGUCACGCGCACGCAGGUCAUCAACGGGUACGUGAUCGUCAUCUACCCCAUCCUAUGCAUCUUGUAUCGCGACUACCAGCUGGAGACCUACUCACGGGCGCUUUUUGAACAAUCAUGCAAGACGACCAAAGAGCUGCAGUUCCUGGGAGCGAUCUCCAACGACACUGUAUUACUCACAGACGGCAAGAACAGGUGCGUGUCGCGGCUAGACGGGCGCCUGGAGGGCAGUCCCUCCAUCUAUGACUUCGUGCACCUCGACGACCGUGACAGCGUGGAGGAGCUCUUGCGUGACCCGCCGCGUGUGUCGUCGUCGAUGAGCCAGGAGGAUGGGGAUGAGGGCUUCAAGUCGGAGACGGUGCGCAUGGUGUUGCCCAAGAAAGGCGCCAGACACUCUUCGAGCAACUGCGGCGGGCCGCAUGGCCCAGCAGGUGUGAAAGAUAGAUGUGUUGCCUGCCAUCCACGCAGUGGUGGCCAGUGGAAGGGCGGUGCCUCGUGCGUCUUUGUGUGUGUGGUGCAGACUAUCGUCACAUGGAGGUGUAUGUCCGUUCGUUGAGAGAUGAGGAGAUGCUCGGCCGCCAGUGUCUUGUAUGCCUGCGCGACGUGACACAGAUCACGCGCGAAAGGCAGAAGCUGGCCAUGCUGCUCGAGGCUGUCAGCCAGCGGCUGGGCAUCGUGGCCUGGGGGUCAGCAAGCGACACACACAAAACACCACCAAUACGUUCUUCAUUCAUUGUGUGUGGUUGUUCCCCUGGGUGUCCAGAUGCGACUGCGUGUGUACCCCGGGAGACGACAACGCCCAAUGCGGCGAGGCCGUGUUCUUCGGGACAGUCUAUGAAACCGUCACUGGCAAAAAGUACGCAGAUGGAUCUACUGGAUACUCUGUAUGUCCUGCAUGGUCUGGUCGGUUCAUUGAUUCACUGCAGGCCGCCGGACCCCUCCACGACUCCCAAGUCGGCCUCUCCCCCUUCCCCGCUUCACCGCCCCACCAGCGCGACGACGGCCGUCCCGCCCGCCGACCUUCCACCGCCGUUUGAUGCCAUACACGAGAGGCCAUCGCACGCCUACCUGGAGCCGCCAGACGACUGGGGCAACCGAUCCAUCGACAGCGAGGAGCCGGUGUCACAGCUGUCCGCCGGGUCAACCGCCAUCAGAGAGUACAUGGCCCUCAUAAGGCGGAGGGUCGGGGUGAUGGACCCGCUGAUUUCUGUUGACGACGAUUUGCAGCCCUGCUAUGGCUUGCAAGCGCCCCUGCCACAAAUGCAGCCACAGCAGCAGCCACAGCAGCGACGGGCGUACUCAGCAGUCGAUGUUCGUUGCGUGUCCCGCAGCAGCAGCGGCUGCAGCGGCAUACGGCCGCUUGAGGGAGACGCUGCGGUGGCCGCUGAGCGAUGUGUGGAUGGGUGCGAUGCCCCCCCGGCCAGGCGGGACAGCGACGGUAACUUCUGGACCAGCUGGAUGCAGCACUUCGCAGAACCGGGACGGUCCAAGCUGCAGGAAGCAUUCGGGGUGAGUCACACACACACACAGACACGCACAAAGCAGGUAUACUGACUGUGUGUGUGCGUGUCUGUGUCUGGGCCUGGGCCUGAGUUCAUUCAGCGUCUGUGCCACAAUAAAGAGUCUUUCUUAAUGGACCUCCAGUACGAGACGCCACAGGGCGGAGAGAUUAGGUACGUAGCAUGCAUGAUAACGUGGCACAGUCUUGCAUAUGUGGGCUGUGUGUGUGUGUGUGCAUGUUUUUCCAGGUCGUUUAAGGUGGGCGGGCAGGCGGAUCCCGCCUGCCCUGACUUUGUGUGGGGCCUCUUCCAGGACACCACGUCGUAAGUCAGACCAUCACCACACACACACAAAUGGACAUCUAAUUGUGUAUUGUGUUUCAACCUCUCUCUCUGUCUGUGCCUUCUGAUGUGGUUCAGAGAGCGUAUGCGUGAGCUGUCGACGCUCAAUUUGACGCAGUGGCUGCAGCGGCUGGUCGAGACGCACUUCGCCGGAUGGGGUGUGGCUGAGAUCCAGGACACGGGCACCAUCACACAGAGCUCAGCCACACUGGACGCCCUGCUGGGCAGAACCGUUCAGGUCAGUCAGUCAGUGGUGGGAUUGACAUCCAGACAAGCGUCCACCCACACAUCCAUCCAUCCCAUGUUUCCCGUCUGUGCAGGGUUCGAGUGCUCGUGUGGUGUUGAGCAGCGACGCCCUCCAGAUCUUGCGGGCGCACGGGUCCUUCAAAGACCAUCCGCAGGAGGUGAGCCUGGCAGAGAGAGAGGGAGGGACAGAGGGAACAGUCAAAGAGAUGCAUUAGUAGAGGCCACUGACAUCUGUUUUGUGUGUGUAUGUGUGUGUGUGUGUGUAAGCUCCGUGUGGCUUUCACUGGCCGUCGCAUUGUCCACCGUCUUCGGCUGACGGCCUUCGUGGAUCGAGAAGGUAACAAAGCGAACAUCCACACGCACUUGGUCAAGUCCCUGUGCGCGCCUGUCUAUAGAUCCCGCGCUUGUCGUCUUUGGCCUACGUGUUGAGGAGACCCGUCGGUUCCCUCCUCCGGUCAACACCCGCUGCGACGACAUCGUGCUGCCCAUCGACAGCCCUGAUGACCUCCAGCUGCCCGUCUCGUCGCCGAGAAUGCCCAUCGUGCCGCCGCGGUUCGAUGUGCUGGGCAGUGGGGAUGGGGCCGGGCUGGUGGAUCAGCCGGUGAGGGUCAUCAUUCCACCCUCUUACCAACCGGACGACCCGUGAAGUGCAUGUGUGUGUUUUGUGGAUGUCUGUGUGUGUGCGUGUGUCAUGGUGUGUGUGGAGCGGCGCGUCGCCAAUGAGUGAGUCGGUGGUAGUGAGCCAGCGCACCCUGCGUGUGGGGCGUUGUGUGGCGAGUGAGGUUUGAAGGUUCGAGUUGGUUUAUUGUAGGGCCUAUGGGAGUCACGCCUGUGCUAGUCUGCGCAGAGAGGUGCAUUGACUGCAUGUGGUGGUUUCGUGGUCGAGUUGAUGUGGUGUGAUGCACGUUGAGAUUUCCCUCCCUCCCUCCCUCCCUCCCUCCCGUGUGUGUGUGCGUGCAUCGAUGGAUGGACGGAUGAAGGGAUAGCUCAGUGGAUG
Molecule: messenger RNA, 3919 nt
Organism: Vitrella brassicaformis
Lineage: Eukaryota; Vitrellaceae
Source: the annotation of a GenBank genome assembly